AUGAGCCAAAAGUUUCACGCUUUUAUGUUCCCAAUGUUCGCUUUUGGUCAUAUGACUCCGUACUUGCAUCUAGCCAACAAGUUAGCCGAGAAAGGUCAUAGGGUUACUUUCUUGCUUCCCAAGAAAGUUCAGCAACAGUUGGAACAUCUCAAUCUGUUCCCAGACAGCAUCAUCUUUCACCCUAUCACUGUUCCUCAUGUUGAUGGUCUCCCUGCUGGCACUGACACCGUGUCCGAUAUCCCCAUCACGUUGUGGAAGUUCUUCACCGAAGCCUUUGAUCUGACACGCUCUCAGGUCGAAGCCGCGGUUCUUGCCUUGAAACCGGACCUGAUCUUCUUCGAUCUUGCUCAAUGGAUUCCGGAAGUGGCAAGAGAGCAUGGAGUCAAGAGUAUGAUGUACAAUAUAGUAUCAGCCAACACUAUAGCUCAUGACCUUGUCCCUGGUGGUGAAUUUGGAGUUCCUCCACCUGGUUAUCCUUCAACAAAGGUCAUAUACCGCGCACAUGAUGCUCACGCCUUGCUGUCCUUAUCCGUGUACUACAAGGAAAUUUAUUUUAGGGUCACCACAGGUUUUACAAACUGCGAUUUCGUUUCGAAUAGGACAUGCGAAGAAAUCGAAGGUAAGUUCUGCGAAUAUUUAGCGCGUCAAUACAAGAAGAAGAUUCUCUUGACGGGACCAAUGCUUCCUGAGCCAGACAAGAGUAAACCACUUGAAGAUCAAUGGAAUCAUUGGCUGAACGGGUUUGGACCAGGCUCUGUAGUGUACUGUGCCCUCGGCAGCCAAAUCACUCUUGAGAAAGACCAAUUCCAAGAACUGUGUUUAGGAAUGGAACUCACAGGUUUGCCAUUUUUUGUUGCGGUGAAGCCACCAAAAGGAGCAACGAUUCAAGAAGCGUUACCAGAAGGCUUCGAGGAGAGGGUGAAGGGACGUGGCGUGGUUUGGGGAGGAUGGGUGCAACAACCACUGAUAUUGGCUCAUUCAUCAGUGGGUUGCUUUGUGAGCCAUUGCGGUUUCGGGUCAAUGUGGGAGUCUCUAAUGAGUGAUUGCCAAAUAGUCUUGCUUCCAUAUUUGGUUGACCAGGUUCUCAACACGAGAUUGCUGACCGAGGAGCUUGAGGUUCCGUAG
Molecule: messenger RNA, 1125 nt
Organism: Microthlaspi erraticum
Lineage: Eukaryota; Viridiplantae; Streptophyta; Magnoliopsida; Brassicales; Brassicaceae
Source: the annotation of a GenBank genome assembly